Microthlaspi erraticum is the source of this 1162-nucleotide messenger RNA. NCBI's taxonomy places the organism in Eukaryota, Viridiplantae, Streptophyta, Magnoliopsida, Brassicales, Brassicaceae. The record is from the annotation of a GenBank genome assembly.
AUGGAUGACUUCUCUGUCUAUGGCAGUUCUUUUGUGUCUUGUUUGUCCAACUUGUGCAGGGUUCUCAAGCGCUGCGAGGAGACGAACCUAGUGCUCAAUUGGGAGAAGUGUCACUUUAUGGUCAGGGAAGGGAUCGUCUUGGGACACAAGAUAUCAGAAAAGGGGAUAGAGGUUGAUCAAGCAAAGAUUGAGGUGAUGAGUCAGCUUGCUCCACCAAAGACAGUCAAGGACGUGAGAAGUUUCCUUGGGCACGCUGGUUUCUAUCGGAGAUUUAUCAAGGACUUCUCCAAAAUAGCUCGUCCUUUGACACGCCUCUUGUGCAAGGAGACUGAGUUCCUGUUUGACGAGGAGUGCCUUAAGGCAUUUGAGAUGAUCAAGACUGCCUUGGUCACGGCCCCGAUUGUGCAAGCACCAAACUGGGACUACCCUUUCGAGAUCAUGUGUGACGCUAGUGACUACGCCGUGGGAGCUGUGCUUGGCCAGAGGAUAGACAAGAAAGCUCCACGUGAUAUAUUACGCAAGCAGAACCAUGGACGAUACGCAACAACUGAGAAAGAGCUCUUGGCAGUAGUCUUUGCGUUCGAGAAGUUCAGAAGUUAUCUCGUGGGUUCAAAGGUGAUAGUCUACACUGAUCAUGCAGCCUUGAGACAUCUGUUGGCAAAGAAGGACACCAAGCCAAGGCUCCUGAGAUGGAUACUUCUUCUCCAGGAAUUCGAUCUCGAAAUUUUGGAUAAGAAAGGGGUUGAGAACGGAGUUGCGGAUCAUCUCUCAAGGAUGAGGGUCAAUGGACCGCACCUAUCGACGAUACUCUGCCUGAGGAACAGUUGCUCUUGGUGGAAAGUCUGGGAAAAGCGUAGGGACAUGGGAUCUGUUCUCAGGAGGUGCAUAGCUCAGGAGGAAGUAGAAGGAAUACUCGAGCAUUGUCACGGAUCAAGCUACGGAGGUCACUUUGCGACUUUCAAAACAGCUUCCAAGGUUCUUCAAGCCGGAUUCUGGUGGCCAAGCCUUUUCAAAGACACUCACGACUUCAUUGCAAGGUGUGAUAGAUGCCAACGAGAAGGGAGCAUUUCCAAGCGCAAUGAAAUGCCACAAAACCCGAUACUUGAGGUGGAAGUGUUUGAUGUAUGGGGCAUCGACUUCAUGGGCCCCUUUGAGCCACUUC